AUGAUUUUGGUGCAGGAGAGACUUACCAACCGGAUCAAAGGGGCAUUCCUUUUCCUCUGCCUUUUCCUCGGCCUAGACCAAAAAUUCCGUCGUUUCCGCCUUUUCCACUUCCGCCAUGUACUCGAAAAAACUUCCCCAACUGUAAGUUACCUAACCCUAAAUCCCGAAGGCCGAAAUAUCCUCCGCCUCCACCCAGGUCUUUCCAAGGCACAUACGCACCUGGUCAUUGACCUCACUCAAGCUUCGAAUGCGUAAUACACAUAUAUGUGUGUGUGCAUGUUUCUUAAUUACGUUGUUGCCGUUUGGUUUGUCCUCUGUCCUUCUUUAAUCUUUAUCUUUAUGCAUGCAUGUGUUUGUCGUAUUUUACUGUUUCAUCAAACCGCCGCUGUAAUAAAUAAACCUUGUCUUUCCUUCUGUUCAAUACCGCCUUUUCACUUACGUUGGAUCGUUCAAACAUUUCUCAACACUUGGCACCAGAAAUCGAUCUCAGACAGAAACUUAAUUAGUAUAUUUUCAUAAAAGCUCUUGUCUUUAAGCGGCAAAACAGACUUUUAAACAGUUAAUCCUCGCUAUUAUUUGAAAAGCAUGUUUACUAAAGAAAUCCUAUGUAUCAACACCUAAAGAAAAAAU
This is a messenger RNA of Thlaspi arvense, 630 nucleotides long. NCBI's taxonomy places the organism in Eukaryota, Viridiplantae, Streptophyta, Magnoliopsida, Brassicales, Brassicaceae. The record is from the annotation of a GenBank genome assembly.